GCAUUUUUGACAUCGUAAAUAUGGUAUUUUGAAAGUCCGCCACACCUUUGUCAACCAAAGCUCUAACGAAAGUGAAACUUCAGAAAACUUUUUGAAGUGGCGACACAUCGAAUCGGUAGUUAAAAAAGGCACCAGAUUAAUAAACGAUUAUAUGUAUUUGUCUUGCCAUGGAAAACUAUCCUUAUCCUGUUUGUAUGGAAAUACGCAAUUUGGAGGAAAAGCACAAAGAGCGGAUCGCCUGUUAUUUUAGGAUAAAACGAAAAUCAGGAGGCGGAGAAUGCAGCGAACUAAAACCUCUUCAAGGAAAUGUAUACACCAUUUCCUUUAAAGAUGAGCAAGCGCAACAAAGGGUUCUUGAUGCAAAAGAUCACAUCAUCAAUGUUGCAAAUGAAACAAUCAAAAUCACAGUAUGGAAAAGCGAGGAAGUCAAACCCCCUCAGGAAAUGCUUGCAAAGGAAGAUAACUUCGGAAAGUUUAAAGGUUCUGACACUUGCAGUCCUGUCAGUUCCACCAACAGAGAACACACAAUGGUCCAAAAAGUAGACCCUUAUCUUCGUCAAUACCUCCAAGACUGUAAAGAUAUGGCUGAUGAAUUAAGUCAACAACUUUCACAGAUACAAUGCAGUGCACAGUUCUUGGCAGAAAGUGAUAACACAGUAUUGAUUAAAAUGAGCAAUGGGGAAAAGAGUUGCUCUGAAAAUGUCGAAAGAAUAUUUAAAAGUAUGGCAGAGAAAUACAAAUGCCAUUUUGAAAUGGAUCCUAGAAAACGACAGAUUCUUAUGAAAAUGCCGCAUCUUGUAAAAAAGCCUCUCCAAGUCUACAAUGAACCUACCCAGAGAACCACAGUUAUUGUUGGUCCAAAUGCAGACAUCUAUGAACUUUUAACUGUAGUAGAAGGUGUGGCAUCACAAGACAGGCAGGGAGAAUCAAUGAAAAUUCAAUUAAGGGUGUCCAAACCAAAGUACACCCUUCUUCAGGAUUCAUUUGAAAAGGCCAUGGAAGGACAAAUAAAGAUAAGCUUUGAUGGCAAGUCUGCUAUGUACCUUGAAGGAACCCCAGAUGCAGUAAAAAAGGGAGCAUGUAAAUUUCAAGAGCAAUCAAAGAAAAUCCUUGAGGAAACCAUUGAUGUAAAAAGUUUCUUGAAGACUUUCUUGAGAUUGAAAAGCACCCAAGACACUCUGGCUACCUUACUCAGUUCUCAAGGUAUUGCUGUAACCAUGGAUAUUGACCUUGAUGUGACAUUUUUUGGACUUUCUAUGGAAAUGCUGGACAAUGCUAAAAAGAUAUUACUUACAAAGCUAUUGCAAGAAGAAGAAAAUAUACCAGAAAGCUUCAAAACAACUUCCAAACUGGAAAAACUGAAGAUGUUUGUUCAAGAAACAGAAAAUCAAAUAAACACGGUGACUACAACAGUCAAAAUUCAGGAGGUUGCCCAGUGGCAGAGAAUUUGUGUGGCAGGCUUUACAGAAAAUGUCAGAUAUGUAAUUAAAACUCUCAAGGACUAUUUUGAGGAUAAUGCCUUGAGAACACUAGAAGUUUCUUUACAGUUUCCUCAGGUAGCUAGUUGUUUUCAUGACCUUCUAAAUUAUAAAGAUCUGCAGUUUAAUGGUGUUGAAUUGCAAAUUGUUGAAACGAUUCCUCCUAAAGUCAACAUUACAGGACCUCAACAGCUAGCAUCUAGAGUUCAAAGAUCCAUUGAAAAAGCUUUGCGCUCAGUGAUUGUAGAGGUUCUUGUCAUCUCGAAGCCAGGGGCUUACAAGUACUUCAGUGAGUCUGGAAGCACAUACCUUUCAUUGUUCAGCAAAAAUCACAAAUGUGUGAUUGAGCUUAAAGAAAGCACUAGCGUCAAAGAACUGAACUCUAGUGAAACACAAAGGGACUUAUGUGGCUUUGAGCUGGAAACAGGCCUAGUGCUUUCACUCCGACAAGGUGAUAUAACUAAACAAAAAGUAGAUGUUAUUGUAAAUGCAGCUAAUGAGCUGUUAAGUCAUGGUAAAGGUGUAGCUAGUGCCAUUAGCAAAGCUGGAGGCUCUGAAUUUCAAAAGGAAUGCUCUGAACUGGUAAAACGCCAAGGGCAAAUAAAGACUGGCACAGCGGUGCUGACAAAUGCAGGGAAAUUACCUUGUAAAGCGGUCAUUCAUGCUGUUGGUCCAAACUGGAAUGACGAAAAGGAUGUGAACAGAGUGAAACAGUUGCUUGGAUCAGCCAUUAAGGAGGCAUUGGAAAUUGCAGAGAAAAGGGGCUUUCAGACCAUGGCUCUACCCUGUGUGUCCUGCGGAAGAUAUAAAGUGCCAAUAGAAAUUGGUGCAGAAUGUGUUAUUUCAACAGUGAGAAACUUUGCCAUAAUACCCCGUAAGGUGCGUUCAAUAACAGUUGUUGAUAUCAACAGAGAUACACUGGGGAAGUUCCAGGGUGCUUGCCAUAAGCUUCUAGGAAAAGGAGGAGCUGCUUCAAAUCAGAAUUUCAAAGAUGAAAAAGCAUCAGAUGUUCAAAUGUCCACAGAUGACGUUACAAAGUCAAACCUGCAAGUUGAAGUUGUUUUGGGAAGUCUGGAACACCAGAAGGCAGAUGCUUUGGUUGUUCCACUUCCACAUACACUGGAUAUAAAUGCCACCAAAGUUUCCAAGAAUUUAAUUGAACGAGCUGGAAAACAAUUAACAACAAAAUUUGAUGAGUCAACCAAAUCUGCAAAGUUUAGGCCUGGGGAUGUGGUACCAGUACAGGAAGUACCAAACCUUGAAUGCAUCCAAGUCCUUUAUUUAGUGUGCCUCAAAUGGGAUGGAGCUCAAGGGAAGGCUUUAGAGAUUCUUAAAAAAAGCUUCCGAAAUUGCUUGGAACACUGCCAUUUCAAUGCUCUACAAUCAGCUGCCAUACCUGUGAUUGGUCCAGGAAAGAUCCUGGGUUUUCCACAUGAUGUUGCCAUCAAAGCUUUGCUAGAGGAAAUCAGCCAAUUUGAGAAGGCCUCUCCCAGUUGGUUAAAAAAAGUGAAAAUUGUAAUUUAUCCUGAUGAUAAAGUGUCUUCAAAGGAGAUCCAAGAAAGAAAAUGUCAUUUUGAUUUUAAAGACUUCAAGAUGAAUAUGGAGACAGAAGAAACAUCUUUCUUCCAUUCUUUAACAAGCCUUGUUGAUGAAAUCACCAUAAUGAUGGACAGAGUGAAGCUACAACUUGUGUUUGGGGAUAUUUCCCAAGAACGUUCUGAUAUCAUUGUCAAUUCUACAUCUUUUAAUGACCCUCCUUUAGGUGUAUCCAAAGUUUUACUGACAGCAGCUGGAUCAGAAGUGGAACAAGAAUUUGAGAAUGCACGCAAGAAUCCGAAAAACAAUAUGGUGAUAACUAAAGCAGGCAGCUUAAAAUGCAAGAAUAUUGUUCACAUCUGCUGGGAAAAUGAUCUAAGUGUAAUUGAAAAACGAACAAAGGAAGUUAUUGAGCUGUGUGAAACUCUGUUAUUCAGAUCAGUCUCAUUUCCUGCAGUAGGUACUGGGGCAGGUGGUUUAAAUCCUAAUGCAGUGGCCAAAGCAAUGUUGAAAGGUAUUUCCGCUGCAUUGACAAAUCAAAAUGUCAAUACUGUCUCUGUGGUCAGGAUUGUCCUCUUUAAGAAAGAUAUUUUCGAGUCCUUCAAGUCAACUGUGGAGUCAUGCUAUGGAAACACAAAACGUAAUGAAGCUGCAAAAAAGAUGAAACUAAAGGAGAAAAAAAAAUUUAAAACAAAAAAUGACUGCAAACCUUCAAUUGACUUCUUAUCACUCAUCCCAGAUGAAGAUGUGCCACCAACUCUUUUUAAUGUAAUUGGAUGGGACACAAAUUAUGUGAAAGCGGCCAAAGAUAGUCUAGAAUCUGUAUUCAAUUCUGUCUACCAUGAAGAAAGUCUGCAGGAUGACAAUAUCUACAGCCUUAGUGUUCAAGAUAUCCAAACGCUUUUGGAGACUGCAAAAAACAAAAGUGUUCAUGUUUCCGUUGAUCAUCAUGGUAAAAGCAGGCUGUUGCUAAGAGGUCUUCGAGAUGAUGUGAUAUACAUUGUCCAACAAGUUCAGCUACUUGUAAAUGGCUUUUUGAAAAAGGAGCUAGAAAAGAGAAACCAGGAACUGGUCAGAUGUGAUGUGCAAUGGUACUACCAUGAAAAGAACCAAUUCAUACCUUUCACCUUGGAAGCAAACUUCAUCCUAGAGGAAGCAUUCAGCAAUAAGUCUAUACAAGUUAUGGUAACAGAUGAGUCUAUGAGAAUGUUCAAUAUUAACUUGAGGAAAAUGGUUGCAACUACCCUAGAUUCAUCAGAGAAAAUUGAAUUGAAAAGGAUUGAGAACAGUCUGGUUUCAAGUUUCCCCCCAUCAUGGACACCAAUGAGGGACAAUCUCUUUCUGAAAACUUCUCUGGACUCAAAUUCAGCUGAAUUCCAAAAAGUGGAUGAACUUUUUAAAAAAACAGCUGUGAAUAAGACAGCAGUCAAGAUUGAAAGAAUUCAGAAUGUAUUCCUAUGGCAGGCUUACCAGCUCAAAAAGCAACACCUGCUAGAAAAGAAUGGUGACUCGCUGGUAAAUGAGAUGAACCUGUUUCAUGGCACAACUAAGGACUCCUGCAGUGCGAUUGAAAGAAAUGGUUUUAACAGGAGUUUUGCUGGAAAGAAUGGAGUUUAUUAUGGUUAUGGUGUCUACUUUGCCAAGAAUGCAGUAUAUUCUACCAAAUAUGCCACUCCGGACAAGCAGAAUUUAUGUUACAUGUACAUGGCUCGAGUGCUGGUUGGGACCUACACUAAUGGGAAAAAAGGCAUGAAAGUCCCUCCUCCACGUUUUGGGAACAAUAAAAAUGACUUGUUUGAUAGCCUGGUGGAUUCAGAUUCAGAUCCAACAGUAUUUGUUGUAUUUCAUGAUGAUCAGGUUUACCCAGAGUAUCUUGUGACAUAUUACUAAAAAAUACAGCCACUAUUGCUAAAAUACUAAAGUGAAAAAAUUGAGAUCAGAAGUAGACUGAAAUGACUACCAUUGUCAUUAGUGUCCAUCACUUUGGGUAAAUUUUAAUGUAAUCACCAAAAAUCAUUUAUGCUGUGGGCAAUAUAGUAAAGCAUUCCUCUGUAAUUUAACAUUUGUACAAUAGUCUAGUGUCUUCUUAUUAAAGUAAAAAAAAAACAUUUAGAGCAAAAAAGUUGCAUCCUAGUGGUAAUUAAGAGUGAUAACUGUGUUAGCAAAAUGGAAACCCUUUGAUCCUUGUUAUUUUAACUAACUAGCAUGUAAAAAGAUUGUAAGGCUGCUUGAAUUUCCUCUCUUUUCCAUCUUAAUAAAAGGAUGAGUGUCUGUGUGUC
This is a messenger RNA of Erpetoichthys calabaricus (reedfish), 5293 nucleotides long. RefSeq names its product protein mono-ADP-ribosyltransferase PARP14-like. Gene Ontology annotation, cellular component: nucleus; cytoplasm. The record is from RefSeq and is a predicted model, not a curated record. Gene Ontology annotation, biological process: negative regulation of gene expression. The transcript has 15 exons. Lineage: Eukaryota; Metazoa; Chordata; Cladistia; Polypteriformes; Polypteridae. Gene Ontology annotation, molecular function: transcription corepressor activity; NAD+ poly-ADP-ribosyltransferase activity. Bases 168 to 4904 code for a protein of 1578 amino acids.